This is a messenger RNA of Sclerotinia sclerotiorum 1980 UF-70, 630 nucleotides long. RefSeq lists its product with no specific name. The coding region runs from base 1 to 630 and encodes 209 amino acids. NCBI's taxonomy places the organism in Eukaryota, Fungi, Ascomycota, Leotiomycetes, Helotiales, Sclerotiniaceae. The record is from RefSeq and is a predicted model, not a curated record. The transcript has 3 exons.
AUGUAUAAGUGUCUCCAAGUUAAGCUUCGGAAAAGAUUCAUUAAUGCAAAUGCCAAUUUUGAGCUUCCGGCGACGAAUAAGGCACCUUGGAAGAAAGUUCAUGCUACAACUGGUAGCAUGCCAUCGAAUAUGGCCAAAAGCGAAAAAUACAAGACCACCCUUUGCUGCCAUGUAUUCAAGACACCUUUACCCAAGUACAGGGCAUCCCCGCCUGGAGCAGCACAUUCGACGCGAGUUACACUUCCGAAAGAGAGACAGAAAAAUGAACCUUGUUCACCAACACCUGAUGGUAGUCGCAGAAAAAAUCAUAAUAGAAACAGCUUAGCAGCUAGGACUAAAAUGAUCUCCCACGACUUCGAAAACAUGGCCUUUAGUUAUCACAAUGUCAAUAAGCAAUAUCGGAAUUCUAUUGGCGAGGCUCACCAUCACAACGACGACAAAAGUGCGAAUGGAUCGGUGCCGAACAUUCAAUUUCAUGGCACUUCAAAAAAAUCUUCGUCAACCAUCGUUCUGCAGAUAGAUCACAUCACUUCAAAUAGUACAAAUGUAUUGGAUUCCGAGGAGCCUUUCUGCCAGAUGAACAAGGCAGAGUGGGAUGAAGAAGCAUCCUUUUGCUCUACAAUAAUCUGA